GUGAAAGGCAACUCCUCCUCAGAUUUCUAUUCCCAAUGGGAAUAAACUGACCCCAUCUCCAAGUGCAUUCGUGACUGCUGUUGCAAGUCUUGACAAUUAUUUUUCCCUUCUUCCUUUUAAGUUUUGACUGCGUCUUUUAUUCUUUCCGGGGUCUCUUUCCCUUCCAGACGGCCUUCAAAAUUUCUCAGGAUUCUAAUCGGAAUUUCCAGACGCCCAGACGGCACAUUCAAGUCAAAUUGCUAUCGGAAUUCUCAAUUGGUUUGACUGGCCUGAAGGGGACGCAUAUAAUUACUUCAGCAGAAAUAAAAUAAAAAUGGAAGAUGGAGAGCUUGAGUUUUCAAAUAGCCAGGAGAUGCUGUUAUCCGAUUUGAAUAUCAGUGAAUUACCAGACAGCAGUUUUAUGGACAGCUUUUUGAAUGAAAUCCUCAAGGACACUCAUGCAUGCACCCAUGCCCAUACCUGCAACCCGCCCGGACCCGACAACUCACACACCCACACCUGUUACCAUGUCCACACCAAAAUAGUUCCGCCUCCGCCUGUUGCUUCCAGUGAAGACAACACCGCGGAGUCAGUGGAUGAUAAGAAAGAAGGAAAGAAACGACCAUCUGGGAAUCGGGAAGCUGUCCGCAAGUAUAGGGAGAAGAAGAAGGCGAGGGCGGCAUUGUUAGAGGACGAGGUUGUGAGGUUGAGAGCUGUGAACCAGCAAUUGCUGAAGAGGUUGCAGGGGCAGGCGGUGCUCGAAGCUGAGCUGGUAAGGCUCAAGUGUUUGCUUGUCGACAUGAGGGGAAGGAUCGAGGGUGAGAUUGGGUGUUUUCCAUAUGAUUAUACUAAGCAGCAGCAGCAGCAAAUGAAUCCUUGCAAUGUUCAGUGCAAUGUCAAUGACUAUUCCCUUCAUUGCCUCCAACCAGGUGGUUCAGACGGUGGCAUAAGUUCAGAAGUGAACGACCAAGGAUUGAAUAGUAAUUGUGGUUUUGAUAGCCUGCAUUGUUUGGCGGGUGGUAAUCAACAAAUUUCUGGAGUGAAAGAGCCUGCCGGGCUUGGAGUAGGCUACAGCAACAAGCCUGUUAGUGCUUCUGGUGGGAGUAAGAGGAGUAAUAAGAACACUAAUUAGAACUGAGUUCUCAGUUUUUUUUUAUUUUUUAUUCUAUCCGUCCGAAAAAAGAGAGUUAUCUUUUUUUAUUCUCGUGCUGGAUAAGCUGUAUAUGCGUUUAAUAAAUACAGUUUGUUUAUUUAUGAAUAAACUGUGUAUUAGUUCAAACUUUGAUCUCCUUUUGUUAAUUUUUAGGGCUUGUUUGGUCCAGGAAUCCAGGAUCUCAAAAGAGAAUGG
Messenger RNA from Cuscuta epithymum, 1327 nucleotides. The record is from the annotation of a GenBank genome assembly. NCBI's taxonomy places the organism in Eukaryota, Viridiplantae, Streptophyta, Magnoliopsida, Solanales, Convolvulaceae.